AAUGCAGGGACAUCAUAAAUUUCAGUUAAUACAGCAUGCAUAUAUAACAGUUUGACUCUAGAAGCAACUUUUACGUAAAUUAAAGCACACAGCAACAACACAAAAACAUUACUGAACGUUUGAAAAUAUAUGGUAGUUGUUUCGCACAGACUUAAUCAUUUACCGUUUAAAUCUCCAAUCUUGAACACACCAAAAAUAAGAGUAAGCACUACUGAUGAUUUUAAUAUUAAUAUUUAUAUUGAGGACGUUACGUUAUUAUAUUGACAGCUGCGUCCUGAGCCAGGUAUUUUUGCAACUGAGCGCCGGGAUGGGGGAGGAAAAACUGCAUGUAAAUCAAAAUACUGAAAUCAAUGGAACUUACUUUCGAGUAAACAUGCACAGCGAGUUUAACAACGAAAUUUUAGACGGCACUCCCACGCUCAGCAGCCACAGGUAUCUAGAGAUAUUACCAAACAGAAAUGUAGCUACUUCGCCUUGAAAGCACCUGGUUGGCCACGGACAUAAAAGCACUGCAUCGCAGGGACCGCUCCUCCAUGGCUCGCGCGAUAUUCACUGGUCUCCUCCUUUUCCUCCCUGUCUUAAUGGGAUCCACCUUUCUUUUCCUUUUUCCCGUUUUUAAAUAAAUAGAGCGACCUUUUAUUUCUACGCUGUGUAGGAAACAGGAACCCCCAAUGAAGUCCCGCCCAAGAUUUCUUGACUUGGAAGCGAGACGAGCGACACCCAAGGCGCCGGCGUCCCCCCCGAGUGCGCAGUCUCUCGCGCAGGCGCGCUGCUCGCCAGCCAGCCCUUGCCUGGAGGGCUGCAGCGUCCCUCCUUCCUCACCGGCGAGCGCUCCUUGGCAGCCGCGGCGGGAGCGAGCGAGCGAGGGAGCGAGCGGCGCUUCUGAACGGCGGCAGGGCGGACGCCGCCUGAAAGGGCGGGAAGGAGGCAGCCUCGGUUUUCCUGGCUGCCCUUCUUGCUUGCUUGCUUGCUUCCCUCCCUUCUCUCCCCCCCCUCCAUUCGCCGCUCCUCCUCCUCCUCCUCUCGUCUCUACCGGUGGAGGCGGCGCACCGUGUGAGAAAGACGAGGAGACCUGCUUGGGUGGGUUUUCCUCCCCCCUCCCACCUGCUCCGCUGCCAUGGCCGGGUCUGAGCAGGAGGGCGGCGGGACCGGCGAGUCGCCGUUGCCCAUCGAGGACUCCGAGUUGGCGCUGGCCGGCAUCAACAUGCUGCUCAACAACGGCUUCCGGGAGUCCGACCAGCUCUUCAGGAAAUACAGAAACCAUAGUCCUUUAAUGAGUUUUGGAGCCAGCUUUGUCAGUUUUUUGAAUGCCAUGAUGACCUUUGAAGAAGAAAAAAUGCAGUUGGCAUGUGACGACUUAAGAGCUACCGAAAAACUGUGUGAGAGUGAAGAAGCAGGGGUUAUCGAAACAAUAAAAAAUAAAAUUAAGAAGAAUGUUGAUGGACGAAAGGCCGCCCCAUCCAUGAUUGAUCGAUUGCAGAGACAGAUCAUUGUAGCAGAUUGUCAAGUUUACCUUGCUGUGCUCUCGUUUGUAAAACAAGAGUUGUCAGCUUAUAUAAAAGGUGGGUGGAUCCUUAGAAAAGCUUGGAAAAUCUACAAUAAGUGCUAUACAGACAUUAAUACACUUCAGGAAUUGUAUCAGAAGAAGAUCACUCAGGAAUCCUUGACUUCUGAUGCUGCAAACGAUAAUCAUAUUACUGCAGAAGGUGUAACGGAGGAGUCGCUAAACAGACUGAAAGGUGCUGUUAGCUUUGGAUACGGACUUUUUCAUCUUUGCAUAUCCAUGGUGCCCCCAAACCUGCUCAAAAUCAUCAACUUGCUGGGUUUUCCUGGAGACCGCCUGCAGGGGCUUUCUUCACUGAUGUAUGCAAGUGAAAGUAAGGACAUGAAGGCCCCUUUAGCUACAUUGGCUUUGCUGUGGUACCAUACUGUGGUUCGUCCUUUUUUUGCUUUGGAUGGCAGUGAUACAAAAGCAGGAUUGCAAGAGGCUAAAGAGAUUCUUCAAAGAAAGGAAUCUGCUUAUCCAAACUCAUCUCUUUUUAUGUUCUUUAAGGGAAGAAUUCAGCGUUUAGAGUGUCAAAUCAACAGUGCCUUGACAUCCUUUCAUACUGCUUUGGAACUUGCCACUGAUCAGAGAGAGAUUCAACAUGUCUGCCUGUAUGAAAUUGGAUGGUGUAGCAUGAUUGAAAUGAACUUCAAGGAUGCAUUUGAGUCUUUUGAGCGUCUUAAAAAUGAAUCAAGAUGGUCUCAGUGCUACUAUGCUUAUUUAACAGCAGUGUGUCAAGGAGCUACUGGUGAUGUGAAUGGUGCACAGAUUGUUUUCAAGGAAGUUCAGAAGCUCUUUAAAAGAAAAAACAAUCAAAUUGAACAGUUUUCUGUCAAAAAGGCAGAUAGAUUCAGGAAGCAAAAACCAACUAAACAGCUCUGCGUUUUGGCCUCCAUUGAAGUAUUGUAUUUAUGGAAGGCUCUUCCAAACUGUUCGUUUACAAACCUACAGCACAUGAGUCAAGCCUGCCAAGAAGUUGAUGAUUCUACUGCUGUUGGUUUGAAGAAUUUGUUGCUUGGUGCCAUACAUAAAUGCUUAGGAAAUUCAGAAGAUGCUAUUCAGUUCUUUCAGAGAGCCCUUAAAGAUGAACUAUGUCGCCAAAACAACUUGUAUAUUCAGCCAUACGCUUGCUAUGAACUUGGCUGCCUUUUACUAGAAAACCCACAGACUGUUCCAAGAGGGAAGACUUUAUUGCUUCAAGCAAAGGAAGAAUUCACAGGGUAUGACUUUGAAAAUAGAUUGCAUGUCCGCAUACAUGCAGCAUUAGCCUCUCUGAGAGAAGUGGUCCCUCAGUGAUCGGCAGGAUGCUUCAGCUCUUCACUUCUUACCGUGGACAAAGCUGUUAGAAAGACCGGCUUUUCUCCUGAAAAAACUAUCUGGGCCUGAGAUCAUUUCUGCAAUAUGUAGAACUGGUGAAAGAAAAGUUCCCAUCUCAACAGUUAAGGACAAAAUUAGACAAAAAGGUUAAGUAACCUUGGGCUCAAUCCAGUAGUAACUGUUCCCAUGCAAACCCUAUUUAAAUAAGUAGGGCUAGAGGUUCCAUGUCUGUAAUUCAGUGGGUUUGUGCUGGACAACUGACCUGAGCAUUGACAGCAUUGUAUUCCAGUGCUUUUAGGAUAUUUUAUUUUUAAAAUUUGGGUUUGUUUUUGCCAAGCUGAACAUACUAAGCCUGUGACUGUACAAAUGAGCCUACAAUAAGCACACUUUGGUUUCUUGAAACAAGAUUGGCUCAGUUACUACAAGUAGAGUCCCCUCCAGUUCUGAAUAGAUUCAUUUUUUCCUUUUGUAUUAAAGUAAACCAUUUGUUCGUUGAAAUGGUACUAUGUAAUUGUUUCAAACUGUAUAUCGACAGGAAAGGAUAUCAUUUUUGUUUAAAUGCCACCAGAAGUAGAGCAGGGAAGAAACAAGCUCAGUAUACUCAUAGCACAACAGACCCAUUUAUUUAUUUAAUUUUUUCUUAAUUGUUCAAGUAUGUGUGAACAACAAAACCUGAAUACAUAUUCAUGUUAAAUUGUGAGUAUACUUAGAGAUGUUCUAUUUUUCAGCCAAACAUUUAUUUUUUAAUUCCUUAAUUACUGUUUUAAGCACCUUUAUACCUGUUUUAAAUGGUACUGUAGCCUGCUGGCCUUGUUAUUGCAAGUCUUUAUAAAUUAUCAGUCAUACUACUGAUGUCUACAAUAAGUGGGACAAGACUUGCCAAGUAGUUUUUAAUUUUAUCUUUCUUCUGAGUUUAGAACUUUUAAAAUAGCAGAAUAAUGAAGAAUUCACUUUUUCGUACGUUUAAAAUUAUCACACUUUAAUUCAGUGUGUAUUUUUAAAAACAGGCAUGUGUUGUUUUCUUUUUAAAGAACAGCAAGAAACAUAAUUUUUGGAGUAGCGGUCUUUCCUAAAUGCUCGACAGUUGUAUAAUUUUGUGGAGCAAAGAUAGUGCACUUUUUCUUUUAAAAUUGAAAAGCCUUACCGUACUUUCAUUCUUUCUAUCAUUCUUCUCUGUACUUUGAUUCUGGCAUGCUUAGCCAAAUCUUGUUUGCACUUCACCUGAACUUGCUGGCUGCAGGGUGUCUAUAGCACAUGGAGAGUGGAAAUCCAUUGGUUCCAACUGCAAGUUGACUAGGUUCCCACUAAAUCUGUGAAGCUGAGUGCAAGCAGGGGUUUCCCCCCCUCACCUCUCUAUCCAGUGCUGCUUUGGAUGGUGCAGCACAUAUGGUGUGAAUCAGUCCACUUCAGGAGAUUGCCACACACCCAAACUGGAAUUGCCAAGUACAUUCCAAAGCUGCUGGAAUAGACUGUCUCCCUUUGCUCUCUGGAUACUCCGUUGCCCUUGAACCUCUGUUUGAAAUAAAAUAAAAAAUAAAAUCUUAGGUAAUAUAAUGCUGCUUCAAUUUUAUAAUAGCACUGUAAUCUGUGAAUACAUUUCUUCAGGCUUCAUUUUCUUGCUUUGAUUGGAGUCUGUUUUAAAUUGACAGUUUCUUGCUUUUUCUUGCAGUUUAUAGACUUUGGUCUUUGGCUCUUGUGCUGUCAUACAUAUGAAAAUAUUGAAUGGGUUUGUGUGUGUCUUAAAAUGGAAGAAUUCAUAGUUUUACAAAUCCAGAGUUUUAUCACAAUCACCUGUAAUACAUUGUCACAUUGUUCAAAGCAGGAGUUGUAAAAAAAAGAACAGGGCAGGAAGCCAAGAACAGGAGUAGUGUUAGAGCUUUCCAGCAGGCCACACAGAACAUCUGUGGGCAUAGAUUAUAGCAGCAGCACCCUUGUGCAUGUAUAUUUUUGGGAUACAAGGGACUUCGGGGGAUAGAAAACAUGAACAUUUUCCUGCAUCUGGAAAAAAUACCAAAACUUAGCAGAAGAGAAUACUUGGACAAGGAGAGGAUGGAAAUGCUAUGUACCUGUAUGUAAGUAGUUUUGAUCCUAAACUGUGAUUCAUUAAGUAGAAAUAAUAUCCUUGAAUUCAUUUUCUGUUACAGUUCCUUCUUGCUCCAAGUGAUUUUCUCUACUUGCAUUUUUUCUUCAGAUAUGUACCACAGAUGUCAAACCAGAUGGGCAUUAUACAGUGGUACCUCAACUUACGAACAUCUCCACUUGCGAACGAUUCAAGUUACGAGCGGCACUGUUCGCAAAAAGUUGCUUCGACUUGCGAACAGAGCCUCGACUUACGAACCAAAAACCCCCGAAAAACCCCUUUCCUAUACUUUUUUUGACCUAAGUUCAUCUUAGGUCAAAAGAAGAAAAUUUUUUUAAAAAAA
Molecule: messenger RNA, 5286 nt
Organism: Pogona vitticeps (central bearded dragon)
Lineage: Eukaryota; Metazoa; Chordata; Lepidosauria; Squamata; Agamidae
Source: RefSeq, a predicted model, not a curated record